Molecule: messenger RNA, 815 nt
Organism: Dioscorea cayenensis subsp. rotundata (Guinea yam)
Lineage: Eukaryota; Viridiplantae; Streptophyta; Magnoliopsida; Dioscoreales; Dioscoreaceae
Product: oleosin 1-like
Exons: 2
Coding region: 258-638 (126 amino acids)
Biological process (GO): sexual reproduction; lipid storage
Cellular component (GO): extracellular region; monolayer-surrounded lipid storage body; membrane
Source: RefSeq, a predicted model, not a curated record
UCCACGUGGCGCGCAGAGUCAGCCACCCGCACCAUAGGCUCCGGCUCAUGCCACCAAGGUGUUCGACCAAAUGCCGCACAGAGAUAAUAGAGCUAGGAUAAGCCCAAGCUUCGUCACCGUCGACCAAAACCACACCACGCGUCACCUCCUCACUAUCUCCUCCUCGCCACGCAUGCAAUCCCAUUGCCACGCGUCCUUCUCCUUCUCCUCUAUAUAUACGCCUCAUCCUCUUCUUUCUCUUUCUCGGUCCUGAAUCAAUGGCGGAGAACUACCAGCAAGUGGUGAAGGCAGCGACGGCGGUGGUGACUGGAGGGUCGACGCUGAUGCUGUGUGGGCUGACGCUGGUGAGCACUGUGAUCUUUCUGACAGUGGCCACGCCAUUGAUGGUGAUCUUUAGCCCUGUGCUUAUCCCCGCCGUCAUCACUGUUUGCUUGAUUUUCUCUGGGUUUCUUGUUUCCGGUGGCUUCGGCGUCGCCGGCGCCUCCGUGCUCUACUGGAUGUACAGGUACAUAACUGGAAAACAUCCUCCUGGUGCUGAUCAGUUAGAUGAAGCAAGGUAUAAGCUGGCGGCAAAGGCAAGGGAGGUGAAGGAAUUGGCUCAGAACCGGCUCAAGCAGGCUGGUCACACUGGUUCCUAAACCUGGCUACACUUAGCCAGCUAUCUAUCUUUGGUCAUAUAUAUAUAUAUAUAUGUUUGUUGAAUGUGUUACUUUGAGUUUGAGUCCUUUUGUUGGUAAUCUUUUCUCUUUCAUAUCAUCUUCAUGAACAAAAUAAAAUUUUUAACAAUGUUGCUUUGUCAUGUUAUGUGUUUUUCA